AUGGAAAUGCUACGCGGUUUGGUAGAUGGCAGUGGCACAAAGCUGAAUCGGAAAAGGAAGGGUCUAAGACACGCCGCCGCCUCCUCGGCUCACAAGGGUGCAACGAGUGCGGACGACGUCUGGCUUGUCUUGGAUCAUGAGACGGCUCAUGGCGCGGCCGUGGAUGCGGCCCAGGUUGCUUCGCACGGAGCACGGAGCACCGACCACAGAGUGGGAUACGCAGCGCAAGUAGGGAGGUCGUACCCAUACUUGGAUAUGGGGACGCUCAAGUACCAGUCUGAUAAAAGUAGGUGGACGCACGGAAAGCUGCUAGGCAGUUCUGGCAAGCCUUGGGAGCCCCUCACAAACAAGGCAGCUCACUCCCACUCCGUUAGACAUGCAGAUCGGGUCGUCCAUCCGCGCGCAUUUGCUCGGAAGCUGGAGGCUCGAGAAGGUCUCAACAGAACCCUGACCCCGGCCCAGGCAAAAAGAGAACCCAGCGGAUUACAUAAACCCGCAGUGUGCCUUAUACUAGUGCUAUACCUGCUACCAGAUACCGCAAAUACUAGCACAACACUGCCAGCAGCAUUCUUAGCAUCCAUGGCAACUCUGGAUUAUUACUGGAUGAGACCGUACGUUUUAGAUGCGUCACCCCCGUCGAGUCCUACAUGGAUCGGCUCGAGUUGUUGUUUCUAUGCAGUAUCUGCUCCGCCCGCUGCCUCCGUACUCCGUACUUUUGUCUCCAUACUUUGUCUUCUGCCCCCAUAUACCUAUCUGGCCUCCCUACACGCGCAUAAGGCGUAG
Messenger RNA from Trichoderma asperellum CBS 433.97, 783 nucleotides. NCBI's taxonomy places the organism in Eukaryota, Fungi, Ascomycota, Sordariomycetes, Hypocreales, Hypocreaceae. The record is from RefSeq and is a predicted model, not a curated record.